Molecule: messenger RNA, 458 nt
Organism: Mobula hypostoma (lesser devil ray)
Lineage: Eukaryota; Metazoa; Chordata; Chondrichthyes; Myliobatiformes; Myliobatidae
Gene: rpl34
Product: ribosomal protein L34
Exons: 4
Coding region: 60-413 (117 amino acids)
Biological process (GO): translation
Cellular component (GO): ribosome; cytosolic large ribosomal subunit
Molecular function (GO): structural constituent of ribosome
Source: RefSeq, a predicted model, not a curated record
UGCUUCUUCAAGACUGUCUAUUAGAUAUAUUUUUUUCUUCUUUGUUACAGAGUUUUAAAAUGGUUCAGCGUCUGACAUACCGCCGUAGGUUGUCCUACAACACCACCUCCAACAAGAAAAGACUCUCCCGGACACCUGGAAACCGCAUUGUGUUCUUGUACACCAAGAAAGUGGGCAAGGCACCAAAGUCGGCAUGUGGAAUCUGUCCUGGAAGACUGCGUGGUAUUCGGGCUGUUCGACCCAAGGUCCUCAUGAGAUUGUCGAAGACCAAGAAACACGUCAGUAGAGCCUAUGGUGGUUCUAUGUGUGCCAAGUGUGUACGUGACAGAAUUAAGCGUGCAUUCCUUAUUGAGGAACAGAAGAUAGUGGUGAAGGUGCUGAAGGCACAAGCACAGAGCCAGAAGUCAAAGUGAAUCAUCUAAUUUUGUAUGGAUAUGAAAGUAAAAAAUUAAUUGGAA